AUGACGGCACAGCAGAUCGUAGAACAUCGCGACGUGAUCAUCGUCGGUGCGGGGAUAUCAGGGUUGGGUGCAGCUUGUCACCUGCAGCGUGAAACGGACAACAAAGACUACGUUAUUCUGGAAGGUCGGGACGCAAUUGGCGGUACCUGGGAUCUCUUCCGUUAUCCAGGCAUCCGCUCCGACAGCGAUUUGUACACCUUUGGCUAUGAUUUCAAGCCCUGGCAUGGCCAACCCAUCGCUACCGCAGAAGAAAUAUUGAGUUACCUGCACGAAGUUGUGGAUGAAAACGAACUGGCACCACAUAUCCGUUUCAAUCACUGGGUAACAACAGCAUCGUGGUCAACAGAAGAUGCAUUGUGGACAGUGGUUGCACAGUGUGAAGGUGAAACCCGGGUGUAUACCGGGAACUUUCUGUUCAUGUGCCAGGGUUACUACGACUACGAAAAGGGCUAUCGCCCGGAUUUUCCCGGUGAAGAAAACUUUGGUGGCACCAUUGUGCAUCCUCAGCAGUGGCCGGAUGACCUCGACUACAGCGGCAAGCGUAUGGUCGUCAUCGGCUCGGGGGCAACCGCCGCAACGAUUCUACCGGCGGUAGCUGACAAGGUAGAGCACGUCACUCAACUGCAACGCUCACCGACGUAUUACAUGUCCAUGGAUAACAGCGAAGAAGACGCCACCAUUGAGGAGUUGCGUGCGCUGGAUGUGCCUGUUGACUGGAUUCAUGGCAUCAAACGCCGUAAAGCGCUGGCCUUUGGCGAAGAAAUGGCGGUCCGCUCGAAGCAGGAGCCAGAAGUGGUGCGAGCUGAGCUGAUCAAUGCAACCAAAGAAGCCCUGCCUGAAGGCUUUGACGUAGACAAACACUUUACCCCCAGCUACAACCCCUGGGACGAGCGCUUGUGCCUGUUGCCCGAUGGCGACAUGUUUACCGCUAUUUCUUCCGGUAAAGCCUCAGUGGUCACAGAUCAUAUUGAUCACUUUGUUGAACACGGCAUUGUGCUCAAGUCCGGUGAACUGUUGCCUGCAGAUAUUGUUGUUUCUGCCACAGGUAUAGAGCUGUGUGCCCUGGGUAACAUUGAAUUCUCUGUCGAUGGACGCGGCGUCAACCUGCCUGACCGUUGGACCUAUAAAGGCAUCAUGAUUUCGGACAUACCGAACCUGGCCUGGAGUUUCGGCUAUAUUCGAACGUCCUGGACCAUGCGUUCUGACAUGAUUGCCCAUUAUGUCUGUCGUCUGCUCAACCAUAUGGACGAAACAGGCAGCCGUCAGGUAACCCCGCGCCUGCGUGAGCAGGACAAAGGCAUGAAUGGCAAAGGCUUUAUUGAUGCUGAAGAUUUUGCACCCGGUUACAUGCAGCGUGGUGUGCCGCGUCUGCCGAAGCAGAGUGAUCAGGGGCCGUGGACUAAUUCCCAGGACUACUAUGCGGAGAAAGAUCUGUUGCCGGAUGCUGAACUCGAGGACGGUGUCCUUUCGUUUGAAAACCCAGGGCCAGGCGAUAAAACCAGAGCGGCCUGA
Messenger RNA from Symbiodinium necroappetens, 1512 nucleotides. Lineage: Eukaryota; Dinophyceae; Suessiales; Symbiodiniaceae. The record is from the annotation of a GenBank genome assembly.